This is a messenger RNA of Penicillium daleae, 933 nucleotides long. RefSeq lists its product as uncharacterized. The record is from RefSeq and is a predicted model, not a curated record. NCBI's taxonomy places the organism in Eukaryota, Fungi, Ascomycota, Eurotiomycetes, Eurotiales, Aspergillaceae. Bases 1 to 933 code for a protein of 310 amino acids. The transcript is spliced from 3 exons.
AUGACAGUCGAAACCGUCCAGCCGAAUCGUGGCGCGACCGUGCCAGAUGUGGUCGCCGUUGGAAAAGAACAAGUAUCACGGGCAGAGUGGCUGGCGAAACAAGGAAUCAAUCCAGAUGAUCGCAUUAAUCUGAAGAAGCUGUCCCACAUGCGUUAUCAGCAUCCCGAUCUUGAUGAGAUUCAGACCUUCAUGAUUGCCUCUCGUCUUCCGUCUGCAGGUGCCUUGCAGAACAUGCCCAACGCACCCGGCGGAGGUUCGCUGGUCACCAUUACUGAUCCCGAGGGAUUUCCCUUCAAUGUGAUCUUUGGUCAGGAGCAGACGAAUGUCGAGGUCUCUCAUCAGGACAAGGUGGUACUCAACUAUCCGGGCGAGAAGUCUCGACGUCGCGAGUUCAAUCGGUUUGAGCCCGGUCCUGCUGCAGUGCACAAGCCGAUGUUCAUAAAAUCAUCAGCUUGGCCAUUUCGGAUACACAACCCAGAAAUUCGACGCCCUCCUCCACUUCUACACCACCACCUUCAACUCCUCCCCACCGACCUUCUCUACAUCGAAAACGAAGGCCAAAAGAGCUUCAGAACAAUGUUCGCCCACCUCGACCUCAGCGACACCCUCGUCGACCACCACUGCAUCUUCUUCAGCGCCAAUCCCGCCAGCGCACACGUGCAUCACUGUUCCUUUGAGGUGCACGAUUUCGACACCCAGCAGCUGGGUCAUCAGUGGUUGACAAAGAAGGGGUAUAAGCUGGCCUGGGGCGUUGGUCGGCAUGUCUUGGGCUCACAGAUCUUUGAUUACUGGUGGGAUACUACUGGCAAUAUUGUGGAGCAUUAUGCCGAUGGGGAUUUGGUGAAUCAGGAUACGCCUAUUGGGUAUGUCAAGGCACGCCCGGACUUGUUGGCUGUGUGGGGACCAGAGGUGCCGGCUGAGUUUUUGGCGUAG